Messenger RNA from Neltuma alba, 854 nucleotides. RefSeq names its product toll/interleukin-1 receptor-like protein. The record is from RefSeq and is a predicted model, not a curated record. NCBI's taxonomy places the organism in Eukaryota, Viridiplantae, Streptophyta, Magnoliopsida, Fabales, Fabaceae. The transcript is spliced from 2 exons. Gene Ontology annotation, biological process: signal transduction. Bases 125 to 607 code for a protein of 160 amino acids.
AUUUUGGCGCAGAAAUUAUUAAUAUGAAUAGCUCGCUACACAUUAGACGGAAGGAAAUCCCAAGUUACAGAGUUGAAGGGUCGAUUAAUUUGCCACCUUUACCAACUUGUCGACCCGUCGUCCUAUGGCUCUGGCUAAGCCGGACACUAGUGCUCCUGGUCCCUCUGUUUUCUUGAGUUUCUGUGGGAAAGAAGUUAGAAAUAAUUUUGUUGAUCCCUUAUACUCUGCGUUGCGUAGAGAAGAUAUUGCAACUUUCAGGGAUGAGGAUGAUGAAGAUCUUGCGAUGGGAAAACUUACUUCGGAUCAAAGCUACAAAGCUACUGCGCAAUCCCAGAUUGCCAUUGUUGUGCUCUCUGAAGGUUAUUUUUCUUCCGAGCGGUGUUUGCAGAUAUUAGUGACCCUCAUAGAUUCAAGAGACGAACAGGGUCAAGUAAUAGUUCCGGUUUUUUAUGACGUAUAUGCAUCAGACGUACGAUGUCAGAGAGGAAGCAUAGAGGCAGCUUUUGAGAAACAUCAAUUUAGAUUUUCAAUUGAUACAGUUCGAAGAUGGAGAGAAGCCUCAACUACGAUUGCUAAUUUGUUUGGUUGGCAUACAGCAUAUACGUAAGUUUUCAUUUCUUAGAUCUUAUUUUGCUUUUCUAUCCCAACAAUUUUGACACUUAUAAUUAUGGAAUUUUGUAUGCGUGUGAUUUUCUAUUCAAACUUCCGAAUACUGACGAUUGUUAUAACUUAACUGAUAAUGAAGAUGUCACGAACUGCUCUGACUACAAUAAAACACGUAUGAAAUGGAAGAGGGAGGAGUUGGACCUUCAAAAGGAAAGGAAAAGAAUUUUUCACAAAAAUAUCUAAGGAAA